AAAAUCAGGACGAUCCAAGUGGAUCCAAACAAUACUGCGAACAAGUACGCGCGGCAAGGGUCGUGAUGCUGCAAUUCCGGAAGAGAGCGCUGCAAUGGUGUGGCGGAAAGGACCACCGCCAGCUCCUGCCUAUUUCAUUACCCAACAUAUAUAUGACUGGCCCUCUCUGCCCAAGGGAUUGGAAGGAGCACUCUCUCAAUCUCCUCUGCUGCUCGUCUAGAAGCAAUCUUUCCUUCCAUACCAUGGCUUUCCCAGCUGCGCCUCCUCCAAAGUCUUUGCUUGAUCGCCACCGACAGUUGGCACCAGCUGCCUCCAUCAGAGUCUCUCCGCUAUGUCUUGGAGCCAUGAACUUCGGCGAGGCACACAAAUACAGAAUGGGAGAGUGUACUAAAGAAACUGCAUUUGAGAUCCUCGACUAUUUCCACACUUCAGGUGGUAACUUCAUUGAUACGGCCAAUUCUUAUCAGGAUGGAGAAUCCGAAAUGUGGCUGGGUGAAUGGAUGGCCGCACGAGGAAAUCGGGACGACCUCGUGCUCGCAACAAAGUACGCAAGCCCCUACAUGCUCGCCGAGAAAGGGAAAAUCCAAUCAAAUUAUGGUGGCAAUGGUAUCAAAUCACUUCGUCUUUCGGUCGAGGCUUCUCUCAAAAAGCUCCAAACGAGUUACAUUGACCUCCUCUACGUCCACUGGUGGGAUUACACUACCACAAUCCCAGAGCUGAUGCAUAGCCUCAACGAUCUGGUCGUCGCUGGAAAGGUAUUGUUACUGGGAAUCUCAGACACUCCAGCCUGGGUUGUGACAAAAGCCAACCAGUACGCCCGUGAUCAUGGUCUCCGCCAGUUCGUAGUAUAUCAAGGUCUCUGGAACGCGGCAACUCGGGAUUUCGAGCGCGAUAUCAUCCCAAUGUGUCGUGAUGAGGGGAUGGGUCUCUUGCCUUACGGCACUCUGGGACAAGGAAGAUUUCAGACCGAAGCAAUUUUCCAGGAACGAGAGAAGAACAACCCUGGUCGCAAGAUGAAGCCAGCGACUGCGGUCGAGAAGAACGUCUCCAAGGCUCUUGAGAAGAUUGCCAGGGCCAAGAAUACAGAACUCACCAGCGUGGCCCUUGCGUAUGUUAUGCAGAAGAUGCCUUAUGUGUUUCCCAUUGUUGGAGGGAGGAAAUUGGAACAUAUCAAGGGGAACGUUGCCGCGUUGAGUGUGUUUUUAAGCGAGGAGGACAUCAAGGAGAUCGAGGGUGUGUACGAAUUUGACCCUGGGUUUCCUCAUACUUUCCUCAGUGGCUCUUUAAUCUCUGGCGGCACACCCCGAGCUGCUGAGGGACCUGGUGAUGUCUGGUUGACAAACUUGCUGGGAAACUUUGAUUGGGUCGAAGCUGAGAAGGCGAUCAAACCGGCGAAGGCUUGAGGACAUAACUUUAGGUUUCGACAGAUACUUGGAACAUUAGGCCAACAGCAUGGGUGGUCUAAACAAUCUUCAGGCAGUCCAUAAAUCAAUGUUCAAC
Molecule: messenger RNA, 1500 nt
Organism: Hyaloscypha bicolor E
Lineage: Eukaryota; Fungi; Ascomycota; Leotiomycetes; Helotiales; Hyaloscyphaceae
Product: Aldo/keto reductase
Exons: 1
Coding region: 243-1403 (386 amino acids)
Source: RefSeq, a predicted model, not a curated record